AUGCAUUUCUCUUCUGCUGCAGUCCUCGCCCUUUGCUCUAUCAGCGUGACCUACGCGGCGCCCUUCGCCAAUCCCGAGAAUGAAGAUCUCGCUCGCCGUGCAACCUACUCUGUAGUCAAUGCCGAUGAAGACUGCUCUUCUAGCCCAGUCGCACGCGAAGUCGACACUGUCUUCGAAACCUCCACAGUUACUGCUCCUGAUGCCGACCCAGUGCCCAUCACUGUGACCGUGACUGCCACACCUUCAAGCGUGACCUCUCCCUCAACCGCUGUGGCUAGCCCUACUUCGUGCUGGGAGACCCCUAAUGUUCUUCCAACCGCUGGCUCUUCGUCUUUCUUCCGCAGGGGCCUGAGAGCCGCUGGUCAGCCGGCUAUCUUUGCUCGCGAAUACUCUAGCUCUUUGCUUUACGCGCGCGAGUAUCCCACCGCCUCUGCCUCCGAAUCUCUCCAUGCUCGUGGCUGGUACUCUGCUGCUUCUGGCACUCCUUCUAUUGCGACCUCUACCGCUUCGCCUACUUCCCUCGUGGCUCGCAACUUUGGUGAUUCGUACUCUUCCGCUUGGGUCCCAACCUCCAGCCUGGUCACUGCCACUCCCCUCGUUGCUCGUGGCUUGUACUCUUCUGCUGCUACCUCAUCUGCCUCAGCGACUUCCCUUGUGGCUCGUGGCUUUUCCCCUUCUUACUCUAGCGGAAACAUCCCUCUCUCCCCUACUCCCUUCGCUGCCCGCGACUUGUACGCUUCUCCCUCCGGCACAUUCUCUAUCCCGAGCAUCCCUACUUCAGCUGCUCCUCUGGCUGCUCGUGGCCCCUAUGGCUGGUACUCUUCCGCUCUCAGUGCCUCCCCCAUUGCCACAUCUUCUGCCUCUCCAGCUAUCGUGGCCCGUGGUGCCCGCAGCUGGGGCUCUUCUAGUGCAUCCAGCACCUUCUCUGCGUCGGCUACUCCUGUGGCCUACUAA
Molecule: messenger RNA, 954 nt
Organism: Penicillium roqueforti
Lineage: Eukaryota; Fungi; Ascomycota; Eurotiomycetes; Eurotiales; Aspergillaceae
Exons: 1
Coding region: 1-954 (317 amino acids)
Source: RefSeq, a predicted model, not a curated record